GGAGCAGCAGCGGCGGCGACAGCUGGGGGCUGCCGCACUCAAUGAGCCAGGCUCCCGCAGCCGCCGCCCGCCCCGCUCGCCCCUUCCCCGCCUCCCGAGGGCAGCGGCGCCCAGCCAGCCCCGCCGCCGCGGGGGGGGUACCGCGGACAGCAGCAGGCGGAGGCGGGCACAGGCCGCCCGCCCCGGGGCUGGAGGCUGAGGCGGGCAGAGGCAGCUCCGGCUCUUCCCGAGGAGGAGGUGGCGGCGGCGGCGGGGACUGCAGAGCAAAGACAGGAGUACAUUCAGAUCUGAUGAGGGAAUUGAUCCCUCUGUCCGCCUCCCCCAGCAAGUCACCAUCCCGUGUCUAGCAGAGGUAGGGAAUAUCUGCAAGGAAGACCAAGUCCUUCAAGGUCAGAGGAGACAGUUUCAAGUUUACAUACAGAGGCAAAUGAGAAAGCAAAUCUCUUGAAACAUAAACAGUGGUACUUCCCUGGAGGGAGGAGAUGGGGAUUCUCCUGUUGUUCUGAGUGUUGCCAGGUGCCAGAAGUGGUCCCCAGUGGUGGACAAUUAUUCUGAGUGACGGCCCUUGCACGCGCUUCUGAGUGGUUAUCAUGGGCUUCAUUGCCUUUCUGAAGACCCAGUUCAUAGUUCACCUCCUCAUUGGGUUUGUCUUUGUUGUGAGUGGACUGAUCAUUAACUUCAUUCAACUAUGCACGCUAGUCCUCUGGCCCAUAAACAAGCAGUUUUAUCGCCGAGUAAACUGCCGCCUUGCCUAUUCACUUUGGAGCCAGUUGGUAAUGCUGCUGGAAUGGUGGUCAGGCACAGAGUGCACCUUGUUCUCAGACGAGGCCACGGUGAACACCUUUGGGAAAGAACACGUCAUCAUCAUCUUGAAUCACAACUUUGAAAUCGACUUCUUGUGUGGCUGGACUAUGACAGAGCGCUUUGGAGUGCUAGGGAGUUCCAAAGUUCUUGCUAAGAGAGAGCUACUAUAUGUGCCCCUGAUUGGCUGGACGUGGUACUUCCUUGAGAUUGUUUUCUGCAAAAGGAAAUGGGAAGAAGAUAGAGAUACGGUUAUUGAAGGAUUAAAACGUUUGGCUGAUUAUCCUGAAUAUAUGUGGUUUCUCCUGUACUGUGAAGGAACUCGUUUUACAGAGACCAAGCAUCGUAUCAGUAUGGAGGUAGCUGAAUCCAAGGGAUUGCCUAAACUGAAAUACCACCUGUUGCCCAGAACCAAAGGUUUCACCACUGCUGUCCAGUGUCUCAGGGGAACAGUUUCAGCAGUGUAUGAUGUAACACUAAAUUUCAGAGGAAACAAGAACCCGUCUUUAUUAGGAAUUCUUUAUGGAAAGAAAUAUGAAGCAGAUAUGUGUGUAAGGAGAUUUCCUCUGGAAGAUAUCCCUCAAGAUGAAAAAGAAGCUGCAAACUGGCUUCAUAAGCUUUACCAGGAAAAGGAUGCUUUGCAAGAGAUGUAUAAUCAGGAAGGCAUAUUUCCUGGCCAGCAGUUUAAACCUCCUAGGAGACCAUGGACUCUCCUAAACUUUCUUUUUUGGGCCACAGUUCUCCUCUCUCCUCUCUUCACAUUUGGCUUUGGAGUUUUUGCAAGUGGAUCACCUCUCCUUAUCCUUGCAUUCCUGGGACUUGUUGGAGCAGCUUCCUUUGGAGUUCGUAGACUGAUAGGAGUAACUGAAAUAGAAAAAGGCUCCAGCUAUGGCAACCAAGAAUUCAAGAAAAAGGAGUAACUGACAGCUGCAGUUCAGCACAUAUAACCAGACUAUGGUAUCCGAUUAAUUUCAGUUAAAAAAACAACAACAAACACUUAGAAACUAUCUUUUUCUUAAUAACUGAUGACUAAUAUUAAUGAAUAAAACUUGAGCCAAGAAUGAAGAAGUUGGAGGCAUCAACUGAAGAGAACACAUCAACUUUCUGCCUGUUUAAGGAUUACUGUAGUCAAACUAUGGGAGAAAAUCUGUGGUGGGGUGUAAGAAGAAACUAAUUUUUCUUGCUUUGUUGCGGGACUUGGGGGUGGGGGAGAAACGAGGGCAUUGGCCAUGGCCACGUGCAUCUUCAGAUGACUGAAUACACUGGUUUCUGUCAAGAGCACUACACUCACUUUUACAACAGGAGCCAUUGAAUGUUUCCUCUAGCUAAAGCCAAUGUAAUGUUUGUUGAUUUCCAACUUUUUUUAUUAAUGAGCCAGGAAAAAACAACCCUUCUUAAAUUAAUUGACCGAUGUUCAUUGGGUUAGAGUCAUUUUUGGAAAGGCUGUGUUGUCAUGGCUACAGAUUAAAUCCUAUUUGUAUGUUACACUGAUCCUUUUAUUUUCAGGCAAGGUCUUAAAACUUCUGUAAUGCGAGCGAAUGGAUAGUGGAGUUUGGAAGCAGUGCGUUAUUGAUCAGCACAAACUAUAGAACAGAUCCACUAGUAUUAAAACAGUAUAAAGUUCUUAUCAUAUCUCCUGCUAACUGCUCAAGGCUGUUUAAUUUCAAAAUAUUACUUCAGUCUUGACUGUUGUUUGCCCUGUUUCACAUCAUACAGGUACGAUAAUCUUGAAUAGUCUGUUUGGACGUGUUUUGUUUUCUGAAUUAAUGCUGACAGUGGGAUUUGGAGUUGUGCAAAGAAGGAAAUUUAUUCAGUUUUCCUGA
Molecule: messenger RNA, 2624 nt
Organism: Chroicocephalus ridibundus (black-headed gull)
Lineage: Eukaryota; Metazoa; Chordata; Aves; Charadriiformes; Laridae
Gene: AGPAT3
Product: 1-acylglycerol-3-phosphate O-acyltransferase 3
Exons: 12
Coding region: 591-1721 (376 amino acids)
Cellular component (GO): endoplasmic reticulum; endomembrane system
Molecular function (GO): 1-acylglycerol-3-phosphate O-acyltransferase activity
Source: RefSeq, a predicted model, not a curated record